Messenger RNA from Spodoptera littoralis (African cotton leafworm), 2358 nucleotides. Lineage: Eukaryota; Metazoa; Arthropoda; Insecta; Lepidoptera; Noctuidae. The record is from the annotation of a GenBank genome assembly.
AUGAAAAUGAGUCUGUAUAACUUUCUUUUACGUCUUUUUCUGUAUGUAGUUAUAGUGUGUCCAGUUAUAGUGUUUGCGCACGCGCAUGAUAAAAGCUAUGUGACACAUGGUCAAGGCCAUAACGCACACGUACAUAUAAAAGAGCCUCCUUGUUCCACAUGCCCUCGUCACGGGCGCUGUGUGCCCAAGGUGCAGUGUCCAGCGCACGUGCGGAGCGGUUCCUAUAACCCUGCAUGUCACCUGGAUGGUGUGGUUGGAGUCUGCUGCUUCACUGGAAGGAGUCAUGCAACGGAAUCAGAGCAUCGUUCCCGUGCAUCCACAGCUACCAAUAUUCAAGACGUCAAGGUUUCCCAUCGUCAGUCACGUCUGAAGCUGGAAGACUGGGUUAUGACUGCCGCCGAGCUGCUCCAGCAUUCCCCAAUGACCGUCACCAACUCCACGUCUCCAAGUUUUGGACAUCACUUGUCCGUAGUCUCACACGAUGCUCGCGCCGCCUCACUCGGCCGCGGCGGCUUGUUAAACUUAUUCGCUGCGCAGGAGUUGAAGGCGCGCCAGGCGAUCUCUGAGGAUGACCUGCUUUUGGGACUUACUGAGAACACCGAUGGUCCAUUCUGUCCACCACAGCCAACCUGUUUAGCUCCGAAUCGAUACAGAAGUAUCGGAGGGGAGUGCAACAACCCCACCUCCUCCACCUGGGGAGCUGUCCUCACUGGCUACGAGAGGCUGCUGCCUCCUGAUUAUAGUGAUGGUACUUGGGCAAUAAGAACAUCGAAAUCUGGUGCUCCACUUCCAAGUGCGAGGACAGUGAGCAACGCUCUCGUGCUGGAGGGCAGCCACCCCAACCCUACACACAACCUAAUGUUCAUGCAGUUUGGGCAGUUCAUCGCUCAUGACAUCAGCGCUGGAGUUGUUUUUACGGCAGAUAAUGGAACUGCGAUCUCAUGCUGCAUAAACGACGGUGAAGACCUCCUACCUCCAGAGCUGACACACUUCGCCUGUGCCCCCAUAACCAUAGACCCUGACGAUCAGUUCUAUGGCCAAUUUAAGAGGAAGUGCAUCAACUUUGUCAGAACACAGAUUGCACCUGCUCAUGACUGCUCCGUUGGUUAUGCGAAACAGAUGAAUGGUGCCACUCAUUAUCCAGACCUAUCCCACUUGUAUGGCAGUACAGAAGAGAAGUUGUCCUCACUAAGAGACGUUGGUGGGCUGCUGAAGGUGUUCAAUGAUUAUGGGAGGGAUCUCCCACCCCUUACAGAAAGGAAGGAGUGUCUGUCUACAAAGGAAGGUGCUGCUUGCUUCGAAUCAGGAGACAACCAUGGAAACCAGAUAAUAUCCCUAACAGUUCUCCACACAAUCUUCACAAGAGAACAUAAUCGUUUAGCUCGAGCACUAUCAGCCAUUAACCCAACCUGGGAUGAAGACAGAGUAUUCUGGGAAACUAGGAGGAUACUACAGGCGGAGUUCCAGCACAUCAUCUAUAAUGAAUGGCUGCCCUUAUUGCUUGGUCCUCAAAUCAUCAAGACAUUCGCUCUUUCACCAUCUGAAGGUUACUCCUCAUCAUACGACCCUCACGCCAACCCAUCUCUAUCAGCUGAAUUCUCCACUGCUGCCAUGAGAUUUGGACAUUCUGUGGUUGAUGGUAGAAUUACGAUCCCGAGUCCAAAAAUGGGUAGAAUAUACGAGACCAUAUCUAUUCAGGAGUUGAUGUUCCAACCGACGAGGAUGAGACUACGACACUUUCUGGACAGGCUGCUGAUUGGUUUGUCUACGCAGCCAAUGCAGAUAGUAGAUCCUUAUGUUACUGAAGGGCUCUCCCGCUACAUGUUCCACGGUGGCAAUCCAUAUGGUGUGGACCUAGCAGCUAUCAACAUCCAACGAGGACGGGACCAUGGAGUCCAGUCUUAUAAUCAGUACAGAAAACUGAUCGGACUGGAUAUCUUUACUGACUUCCAACAGUUUCCACCAAAUGCAGCAAAACGUCUAAUCACAGUAUACGAAAACCCAGAUGACAUAGACCUCUGGGUGGGAGGGUUAUUGGAAGAGCCAGUGGAAGGAGCCAUUGUAGGACCAACCUUCGCCAACAUCAUAGCUGACCAGUUCGCCAGGCAUAAGCACGGGGACAGAUACUUCUAUGAGCACGGACCUGAUGUUAACCCGGGAGCUUUCACGCCUAGUCAGCUAGAAGAAAUAAAGAAAGUCACAUUAUCCCGCCUCAUAUGUGACAAUCGGGAUGGUAUAGAGCUGGUAUCACAGCCUCCUCAAGCAUUCCUUAGAGCUGAUCUCCCGGGAAACGAACCUGUACCAUGUGAUAGUACCAUAAUACCUUCUAUGGAUUUGAGCACGUUCAGAGAAGAUUAA